This is a messenger RNA of Dermacentor albipictus, 1452 nucleotides long. Its product is annotated as eukaryotic translation initiation factor 4H-like. Gene Ontology annotation, molecular function: RNA binding. The record is from RefSeq and is a predicted model, not a curated record. Lineage: Eukaryota; Metazoa; Arthropoda; Arachnida; Ixodida; Ixodidae.
UAAAAUUUUGUGCACACAUCGCGCGAUAAAAGUGCGUUCCGCACAGUCGCGCUGACAGCACCUGUUACACGGUGGUAACUGCUGGUAAAAAUGAACCAGAUGGUUCUAUUAUCUACUAGAGCCGAACCGCUAAGCAGCCAUUUACAGUUUUAAUGAGUGACGCCAUUUUUGUCUCUGCAUGCACGUGGUUGGUAAAACUAAAUGUAAUUUAUUGAAUUCAAUAGGUUAUUGUAAACGUUGUUAAAUUAUUUCAAAAAAUUAAGCAAUCGCAUUAUUUGCGAACGCUGAUUACUGAGAUCUGCAAUAUACUCGUCCGGCGGCUUUUGUAUUGUAUCAUGGCGGACAGGUAUGAGGGUGACUUCGGUUCUAGAUUUGGAGGCCAUCGAGAUCACUAUGGCAAGCCAUCUAGACCGAUGCCCACAGAGCCACCUUUCACAGCAUUCGUAGGAAACCUCCCUGAUGGUGUUGUGCAGAGCGACAUUGAUGAGAUCUUCCAUGGCAUCAGGAUCAAGAGCACUCGCCUUGUGAGAGACAAGGAGACGGACAAAUUCAAAGGCUACUGCUAUGUGGAGUUCUUUGACCUUGACUCCCUGAAAGAGGCUUUGGAGUUUGACGCAGCUGAUCUUCAGGGCCGAUCUCUGCGAGUGGACAUCGCUGAGGGUCGGCGGAACGACCGUGGCGGAGGAUUUGGCAACAGGCGAGGUGGACCAGGAGGAGGAGGUUUUGAACGGGGUGGUGGCCGAGGGGGUGGACCAAGGGACGGUGGGCCCCCUCGAUACGGAGAUAGAGGAGGCCGGCCAGGAGACCGCGGGGGUUUCCAUGGAGGCUUCUCGGACCGCUCCAGCGACCGUGACUUUGAGAGGGGCCCACCUGGAGGAGGCCCCGGCGGUUUCAACAGAGGACCACCUUCAUCUCGUGGUGACAGGCGGCCUGCAGACAGCGAGGAGUUCCGGGAGCCCACAGCAGAAGAGCUGUCUCAUCGCCCACGGCUGAAGUUGCUGCCACGCACAGUGCGUGCUCCAGUGAACGACGUUGCCGACACGUCGAACCGUUCGAGCAUCUUUGGCGGAGCCAAGCCUCGUGACGAGAAGGAGUAUGAGAAGGGGCGCAAAACUUCCGAAGGUGAUGACUUGUCACAUUCGGACUCCCUGCCUGCCUUCCGCCCGUCGGGACCUUCUUCGUCUGCUUCCUCCCGACGGGGGGGACACUGAGCUUGCUGAGCUGUCGCUGCAACCACUCGGCCCUCCUCACUGGGUCCCCCACUUCUUCUUCCUUGCUUCUCUGCCCUGCUUCCGUGGGACUUUGUGCAAUGACCUUGCCUUUUAUUUCUUUCCUGGCUUUCUUUCACGGGCAUCUCUCUACCGCUACCACUCGCACCAAAAAAGUCUGUGGUGCAUUACAUGGGGCAUUAUUACAUUCGGUGGACUAGCCUGUCUACUUUCCCCUCUUCUA